Penicillium angulare is the source of this 582-nucleotide messenger RNA. Its product is annotated as ESCRT-II subunit protein VPS25. The transcript has 2 exons. The record is from RefSeq and is a predicted model, not a curated record. Gene Ontology annotation, cellular component: ESCRT II complex. Gene Ontology annotation, biological process: protein transport to vacuole involved in ubiquitin-dependent protein catabolic process via the multivesicular body sorting pathway. Gene Ontology annotation, molecular function: structural molecule activity; protein homodimerization activity. NCBI's taxonomy places the organism in Eukaryota, Fungi, Ascomycota, Eurotiomycetes, Eurotiales, Aspergillaceae. The coding region runs from base 1 to 582 and encodes 193 amino acids.
AUGGCUACACCAGCAGCAGCGCCAUUUCAAUUCCCUCCAACCUAUAACUUCCCCCCCUUCUUCACCCCGCAACCAAACACCAAUACCCGUGAAGCUCAACUCCAAAAAUGGUCCUCGUUGAUUCAAGCUUGGUGCCGACACCAUAAACAAUACCGGCUCUCUCUCGUUGAAGCUGUGGAUAGUCCGCUUUUUCAUAAUGCCUCUCUGCGCAAGCGUCUAGAUCUCCGCGAAGCUCGCAAUGUGAUAGACUGGAUGACUAAGAGUGAAGAGGAAGGAGGCGGAGGUCGGCGUGCGGAAUGGAUUGAUGGUUCCAGUGGAAGUCAAGGCCCGAAGGCUGUAGCAUGGAUUUGGUGGCGACGACCGGAGGAAUGGGCGGAUGUUGUAGUAGAUUGGGUGGAAGGGACUGGCCAGAAGGGAGCAGUGUUGACGGUUUAUGAACUUUUGCAAGGAGAAGCAACUGAGUCUCAAGAGUUCUACGGCAUGGACAACGAAGCUAUGAUGAAGACGUUGAAUAUCCUAGUUAAGCGCGGCAAGGCGCAAGUAUUCGGAAGUGAGGGACAGGAAGGUGUCAAGUUCUUCUGA